UCUCGUUGCAAUUGGCGUUGCCGGAGCGCCAUGUUGGUGCAAACAAAAGAUACAACUUCAGUGCUUUCAAAAGAAUUCGUAACAGGCUGAAAACGAUGGCGGAAUAUACAAUGCUGCUCAGCUUUUCAUAAACCGGAGCUCUUCAUAAUGCCUUUUCCAAUUACCAAUCAGGUGCAAACAGCCCAGCAGACCCCAAAGCACUAUGGGAUCACGUCUCCCAUCAGCCUGGCACAACCGAAAGAGGCCGAUCUGGUGUUCACGCGGAAGCUGACGGAGACGCUCCGACCUUUUGGAGUUUUUGAGGAGGAGCUGGAACUGCAGCGGAGAAUCCUAGUGCUUGGAAAGUUAAAUACAUUGGUUGCGGUGUGGAUCCGUGAAGUCAGUGAAACCAAGAAUAUUCCAGCUUCAGUGAUUGAAAAUGUUGGUGGAAAAAUCUUCACAUUUGGAUCCUACAGGCUUGGAGUUCAUACCAAGGGUGCUGAUAUUGAUGCUCUCUGCGUGGCCCCCCGUCAUUUGGAGAGAACUGACUUCUUUUCCUCCUUUUAUGAGAAGUUAAAGGAGCAUGAGGAAGUGAAAGACCUGCGGGCAGUGGAGGAAGCAUUUGUUCCUGUGAUAAAGCUGUCCUUUGAUGGCAUUGAGAUUGACAUACUGUUUGCCCGUCUGGCGCUACAAACGAUUCCAGAGAACCUGGAUUUGCGAGAUGAUGGAUUACUGAGGAACCUCGAUAUUCGUUGCAUCCGAAGUUUGAAUGGUUGCAGAGUGACAGAUGAGAUUCUUCACUUGGUGCCCAACAUAGAGAAUUUCAGAUUGACUCUGAGAGCAAUCAAACUAUGGGCCAAACGUCAUAAUAUCUACUCGAACAUCCUGGGAUUUCUGGGAGGUGUGUCUUGGGCCAUGCUGGUGGCAAGAACCUGCCAACUCUACCCCAACGCUGUGGCCUCCACCUUGGUCCAUAAGUUCUUCUUGGUUUUUUCAAAGUGGGAAUGGCCAAACCCAGUCCUUCUGAAGCAGCCUGAAGACUGCAAUCUCAACCUCCCAGUCUGGGAUCCAAGGGUGACCCCUAGUGACCGGUACCACCUCAUGCCAAUCAUCACACCAGCCUACCCACAGCAAAACUCCACCUACAAUGUCUCUGCCUCCACUCGGGCCAUCAUGGUGGAAGAGUUCAAGCGCGGUCUCGCCAUCACGGAUGAAAUAUUGCAGAGUAAAGCAGAUUGGUCCAAACUAUUUGAAGCACCAAACUUCUUUCAGAAAUACAAGCAUUAUAUAGUGUUGCUAGCAAGCGCACAGACAGAGAAGCAGCACUUAGAGUGGGUGGGCCUUGUGGAAUCAAAGAUCCGAAUCCUGGUGGGAAACCUGGAGAAGAAUGAGUUUAUCACGCUGGCUCAUGUUAAUCCGCAGUCAUUCCCAGGACCAAAAGAGGGCAAUGACAAGGAGGAGGUCAGCACAAUGUGGGUGAUAGGUAUUGUCUUCAAAAAAAUGGAGGGAUCAGAGAAUCUUAACGUGGACCUGACGUUUGACAUCCAGUCCUUCACAGACACCGUUUACCGACAGGCAAUCACCAGUAAAAUGUUUGAGCAAGACAUGAAAAUCACAGCCAUGCAUGUGAAGAGGAAACAACUGCAUCAACUACUGCCCAAAGUCGCCAUUCACAGGGGCAAGAGAAAGCAUUCGUCUGAUGGCCUUCGAACGAUGAACGAUGGCAAUCUCGACCUAUCAGUUGACAGUGACAACAGCAUGUCAGUCCCCUCACCCACAGACCCUUCAACUGCCAAGAGUGCUCGUGCCGCCAGUCCUCAGGGAAGCUCCACUGGGACAGCCACAAACACCUCAGAUGUGCAGGGUAAAACUGAUGCUUCAAGUGCAAUCACGCUCCCAUCUGCCGAGGACGACAUUAAGCCCGUUAACGUCAGGACGCAAACGGGUACAACUGCACUGAAGCAGCCUGCAUCACCCGUUCAGCAUGAAACCGAAAAGAAACCCAAAGUGGAAUGUGUACAACAGAAUUCUCAGUCGGUUCCAUGUUUAUCAGCUGGCACUGCCGUGAAGAGAACUGCCUCACCCCUCGAGAAUGAGACAGCCAAGAGAGCCAAAGUAGAGGACCAUUCAAGCCCAGAAGCUAAGUCCUCAGGUGAAGAUGAUGAUCAUGUAGCUGUGGCUCCAGCGACCGAUGAAGUAACUCCUUCAGAUGGCGAGCCCAAAACAGAGACUGAAUUGUUGGAGGUGGACACAGCAGAGAAGAUGCCUUCUAGUCAGAGAGCAUCCAGCACUGAUCUGUCGGAUGUUCCAAUCCUCCCGGCCAACCCCAUUCCUGUCGUGAAGAACUCCAUCAAGCUGAGACUCAGCAGGUAGAACCGGCAUGAUCUUUUGCUGCUCUAAUACUCAGGAUGUGAAAGCCUGUCUUUCAUGGCCAUGGCAACGCCGCUGUCCACAGCUCUGUUCUUCCAGAAAUCUUGCCCUCUCCCUCCCACCCCCGGCACAAUUCGAAAACCAAACAAAAAUCAAAACAAAAAACGAUGUCAUACCCAACAACCUCAAUGUGAUUAAUAAAUGUGUUUUUCCCCCUCUUUAAAGACAGUGAUGGUGUAGUUUUCUUUAUUUUUUAUUUUGUAAGUCAAUAAAGUGGCAUGUAAUUAUAUUUCAGAGUACGUUUGGUCCUUUGGAGACCAAUCCACCAUGUUGUACAGAGCCGAUUGUGUAGAUGAGCAUCAAACCAGCAGGUGGUGAUGCUUUGAAUCAGCGUGUACUAAUGAAUCUAGCUCACUAAUACAGCUGUAAUUUAGCCAGAUUGCACUGAGAUUGGUGUAAACAUCAUGUUUUUACUCUGCCGUCCUAGCAGGAUGUUAACUUUGGUUGUUAUUAGAGUGUAAGAGCUUGUAUUCCCAGCAUGCUCUGAUUCUAGUGAUUUCAGCUGUCCGAAAUAAGCAGACCUGUGCUGGCUGUUAAUUUAGGUUUAUUUUACCAUGUAUAUAUUCAUUCAAAUAGAGACAAUAUUGAGACUUUUAUUUGCUUUGAACAGCUUGGUUUUCCUAUUAAUGUCCUGGGAUUUUUUUUCCAUUAUGUCGAAUCAAAGGUGUAUUUUGAAUGUUUAAAAUGCCAGGUCAACUUAUUUCUGUUGACCUCAUCUUAAGGAUAUGGAUGUGAAGAUAAAAGAAUGACACACAAAAAAUUUUUUAUUUAAGUUUAGAUCGAGUGAUGGUUUAUUGGGGCAGGAGAGUGAUUUUGUUAAUUUUGCAAACAUGUACAAACUUUUCUUAUUCUGUGUUUUGCUGAUUCAGUGAGAGAUGUGUUUUGUCUUAGUCUGUGUUGACUGUGGAUUCAUCUAACGCUGCCCCAGAAACUGUUGUCACAUCACAGAUUCACUCCUGUAAAAAUGCCUCCUAUUGCCUUGCAAUGCUCUUUCAGUUCUUUCAUAUGCUUAUUUGUAAGAACAAGGUAUUGUACUUUUUCACAAAUAAAGGUCUACAUUGUUGCAAA
Messenger RNA from Xyrauchen texanus (razorback sucker), 3477 nucleotides. Its product is annotated as poly(A) polymerase type 3-like. The record is from RefSeq and is a predicted model, not a curated record. The coding region runs from base 148 to 2352 and encodes 734 amino acids. Gene Ontology annotation, molecular function: poly(A) RNA polymerase activity; RNA binding. The transcript has 23 exons. Gene Ontology annotation, cellular component: nucleus. NCBI's taxonomy places the organism in Eukaryota, Metazoa, Chordata, Actinopteri, Cypriniformes, Catostomidae.